AUGUCCUCUUCAUCAGCUCCUGGCACAAAUUUCACAUUUACUGAGGGCAACCUGACCGGACCUGGAGUUAAUCAGGGCAUGCUUUCUGUAACUGCUACUAUUGCCAGUCUGGUUGUUAUUUUACUCAGCAUCAUCACCUGCUCCAUUAAUACGCUAAUGAUUCACAUAUUCAACAAACAUCAAAUCUUCAGGUUCAACCCUCGCUACAUCCUUUUCAUCCACUUGGUGUUAAACGAAACACUCCAGUUGACACUCAGCGUUUCUCUCUACCUCUUUGGCACUUCCUACUUCACCAUCUAUGUCUCACUGUGCGUACUCAUCCUCCUGCCGGCUAUUCUCACCACCAGAAACACUCCAUUGAAUCUGGCCUGCAUGGCAGCAGAAUGUUACAUCUCCGUCUGCUUCCCCCUCCGCCAUGGAAAUAUAUGUACAGUUAAGAAAACCUACAUUGCCAUUGGCAUUAUGUGGGUAAUAAGCUUGCUCACUAUUCUGCCUGAUAUAUUUAUUCUUUUGAUUACUGAAGAGCUGGAAUUUUUGAAAAUGAGAGUUUUCUGUGAUAGGGACAGAGUGUUCAGAAGCAGCUACAGUAAAAGUAAGAGAGAUGUGUCCCACAUAUUUUUUCUGGUGGUGGUUUGUCUCACUCUAUUGUAUACUUAUUUCAGAAUUUUGUUUGUGGCAAAAGCUGCGAGUUCUGAUGCAAAAAAAGCAAGAAACACUAUUCUUCUUCAUGGUUUUCAGAUGUUGAUGUGCAUGACACUGUAUAUGCAAUCUUUGUUAAAGCAGCUCCUCACAUACUUGUUUCCUAAGCAUAGCAUAUCCAUACAGCAUGCUAUUUUUAUAUUAAUCCAGAUUAUUCCUCGUUGUCUAAGUCCUGUUGUUUAUGGGAUACGAGAUAAGACUUUCAGAAUGUACUAUAAAAAGUACUUCAUGUGUUUCCAAGCAAAAGCAACAAGGGUACAAAUCUAA
Gambusia affinis (western mosquitofish) is the source of this 966-nucleotide messenger RNA. Its product is annotated as odorant receptor 131-2-like. Bases 1 to 966 code for a protein of 321 amino acids. Gene Ontology annotation, cellular component: membrane. The transcript is spliced from 2 exons. The record is from RefSeq and is a predicted model, not a curated record. Gene Ontology annotation, molecular function: G protein-coupled receptor activity. NCBI's taxonomy places the organism in Eukaryota, Metazoa, Chordata, Actinopteri, Cyprinodontiformes, Poeciliidae. Gene Ontology annotation, biological process: G protein-coupled receptor signaling pathway.